Molecule: messenger RNA, 627 nt
Organism: Plasmodium relictum
Lineage: Eukaryota; Apicomplexa; Aconoidasida; Haemosporida; Plasmodiidae
Product: SNARE protein, putative
Exons: 5
Coding region: 1-627 (208 amino acids)
Biological process (GO): vesicle-mediated transport
Cellular component (GO): membrane
Source: RefSeq, a predicted model, not a curated record
AUGUCUAUAAUAUAUGGUUUAGUAGCAAGAGACAAAACUGUUUUGGCUGAAUACACAGAAUUUGGUGGCAAUUUUUCAAAUAUUACUAGAUUACUUCUUGAAAUUAUACCUUCUCAUUCAUCAAGAAAGUCAUAUAUAUAUGAUGAUUAUGUUUUUCACCAACUUAUGAAAAAUGGAAUAACAUUUAUGACUAUGACAGAUAAAGAAUUGGGUUUUUUAACACCUUACGCUUUUCUAGAAGAAAUAUCAAAAAUAUUUUUUAAAAAGUUUAAAAAUACGUCUGAUUUAAUUACUUUGUCAUUAGAUGAGCAAUUUAAACCUGUAUUAAAAGAAAAUAUGAGAAUAUUUAAUGAAUAUGAAUCUAAUGAUGUUCAUAAUAUAAAAAACCAAAUUAACAAUAUACAAAAUAUUAUAAUUGAAAAUAUUGAAAAAAUAUUAGAAAGAAGAGAAAAAAUUGAUAUACUAGUUAAUAAAAGCGAAAAAUUAAAUCAGGAAAAUAUAAGUUUUAGGAGGCAAGCUAUGAGCCUAAAUUUUUAUAUGUGGUUAGAAAACAACAAAUUAUGUAUUUACUUAAUUUCAAGUAUAGCAAUAUUUAUUUUUUUUAUAUGGUCAUUUUAUAAUGUAUAA